Messenger RNA from Sinocyclocheilus rhinocerous, 1454 nucleotides. It is a transcript of the gene leprotl1, whose product is annotated as leptin receptor overlapping transcript like 1. Bases 152 to 547 code for a protein of 131 amino acids. The record is from RefSeq and is a predicted model, not a curated record. NCBI's taxonomy places the organism in Eukaryota, Metazoa, Chordata, Actinopteri, Cypriniformes, Cyprinidae. Gene Ontology annotation, biological process: late endosome to vacuole transport via multivesicular body sorting pathway; negative regulation of growth hormone receptor signaling pathway. Gene Ontology annotation, cellular component: endosome. The transcript has 4 exons.
UGUUUGCGGUCACCGGAAGUGGCCUCGUCCGGCGCAAUGCGCAUGCGCAGUGAGGAGGGCAGCGCUAGCGGAGCGGAGGAGCAGAAGCCCGAGGAGUUUCUUCAGCGUUGAUUAGUCAGCCUGUUAAUUAGUGUGUUUAUGAAUCUGCACAAUGGCGGGAAUCAAAGCUCUGAUCAGCCUGUCGUUUGGUGGCGCGAUCGGUCUGAUGUUCCUCAUGCUGGGCUGCGCUCUGCCCGUCUAUAAUGCGUACUGGCCUCUGUUCCUGCUCUUCUUCUACAUCCUGGCUCCUAUCCCAUACUGCAUCUCUCGCCGCGUGGUGGACGACACGGACUCGGCCAGCAACGCCUGCAAAGAGCUGGCCAUAUUCCUGACCACAGGCAUUGUGGUGUCCGCCUUCGGGCUGCCCGUCAUAUUCGCCCGCGCUCACGUGAUGGCCUGGGGAGCCUGUGCUCUGGUGCUGGCGGGAAACAUCGUGAUCUUCGCCACCAUCCUGGGCUUCUUCCUGGUGUUCGGAUCCAACGAUGACUUCAGUUGGCAGCAGUGGUGAAGCAGCGCUCUCCGCUCCGCUCAUCUCACUCUGACAUUACUGUUUUAUUUAUAAUUGCCGCCCAUUGAUAGAAGCAGGAAUCCAGUGCAAUAAUUGUGUUAAUGUUAGCUGGCUCUGACCUCAGAUAGACGCUCUUUCGUGUCCUUUUUCGUUAUGAAUGCAGGUGGUCGAACAGAAACACUGUUUUUCUGAAGCUUGUCCCAGUUACCACACUGAAGUCUUUGCUUUGCAUUUCUCUUUUACUCAAGAGUUUAUUUAUUUGUUCCCGUUCUCUGUUGAUCAUCGUAUUAAACGUGACAUCGUCGACCGAAGCUCGUUAUGUUGAUUUGAUGAUUCGGUUUUUAUUGCAUAGCGAUGCGUUUGUUUCCCGCAAACGUUUCUUUUAGAGGAAAAACCCAGAGUAGCCGUUUAUAAGCUAACUAUGAACAUGCAAAUGAAACGCAGGUCAUGUUUGUUUUAGAUGUAGAUUUGCUCAUAUCCAUCGUUCAUAAAGACAAGAUCGUGUGAGUUUCUCUGAAUCAGACGCUCAGUGUGUGACGAGAGGUUAAAGUCAACAUGAAAUCUCUGAUGCAUCAGCGCACAUUAUUCAAACAAUAAAUCAGUAAAUAUAAAGUUGGCCUUAUAAUCUUUAUUUAUUCAUGUAGAGAAACUUUUCAUCAUCCAAUCAAUAAUUCCUGAUGGAUAAAAUCAAGUCUUAUCCUACACUUGUUUGCUCUGUUACACGUUUCUAUGGAAACCUAUUUCCAUCACAGAAUCAAAAAAUUGUUACUUUUUAUCUUACGAUUCUGACUUUUCCUGAGAUAUGAACUCAGAAUUGCAAGAAAAAAGUCAGAAUUCUGUGUUUGUAUCUCACAACUGUUCUCUGAGUUUUGAGUUUGCGUCUCGCAAUUGUUUUUUUGGCAAAAAA